This is a messenger RNA of Saccostrea cuccullata (small rock oyster), 836 nucleotides long. RefSeq lists its product as uncharacterized. The coding region runs from base 18 to 836 and encodes 272 amino acids. Lineage: Eukaryota; Metazoa; Mollusca; Bivalvia; Ostreida; Ostreidae. The record is from RefSeq and is a predicted model, not a curated record. The transcript is spliced from 5 exons.
GUGAGGUACAACAACAAAUGAGAUCCAUCAAUGAGAUCCAAAACAACAAAUUAAUGGAAGAAAAUGAAAAGCUAAAGGAAUCUGUAAACCAACAAAAGCAACAAAUUGAGGAACUGACAACAAGAUUGAGCAGAUAUGCCAGUCAGCAAUUAACGCAAGGAAACCCAAAUAUAGCUGACCUUAGUGAUAAGAAUAGGCCAACUAAAAUUGGAGAAAAGUUUGCCUUAGUGUAUGAUGACCAAUGGUCAGAAGCCUUUGAAGCAUUAAAAGAAGAAGGAAAGACAGAAGAGACUGUAGUCACAGAGCUAGCUAAUUUAGUCCAGGAAUGCUACAAAUUUUCUGAUGAGACUAAAGAUAAAAUGAGACACGAGUUGAUGAAAAGAACAGCCGAGGUGAUCAGAAACCCAUUGCCAUCAUCACUGUCGAUUGCAGAAGAACUGAAAGAUGUCCAGUUAACAGGGUCAAAUGCCAUUUUAAAUGACCUUUUGAAAAAAUAUGGAGAACAGUCAGUCAAAUCUCUUAAAAUGGCUUACAAAAGUCGACUUUUUCUUAAUUAUCUAGGCAUUCAGAAACAGAAGGAGGGCUACACACGUGAUAAAAGACUUACUGAUUAUCUAGACAUUCUGGUUGAACUCACGUGGAACAUGGUCCUACAGGAUCCGCCAAUGGCCCUAAAUUUUGCUAAAAACGGAGACAAAAUCGACGAGAAGUCAUUCAAACACUACAGCAAGAAAGGCAAUAUCGUGCUCCUUUGUGUCUGGCCGGCUUUACAUCUGUAUAAUGGAGGAAAUCGUAUCGAAAGGCUUUAUCCUUCCUCAGUAAUGGGCUGCCAAUAG